Bursaphelenchus xylophilus (pine wood nematode) is the source of this 1102-nucleotide messenger RNA. Lineage: Eukaryota; Metazoa; Nematoda; Chromadorea; Rhabditida; Aphelenchoididae. The record is from the annotation of a GenBank genome assembly.
AUGGAGCCCGACCCAUCGCGCUGUGACGCAAAAACUGAUUCUCCACCUAUUGAUGUGGGUCCAGAAAAUGUAAGAUUUCUCUUUGGUCCUGAGUUUUAGGGAUGAAUCGCCAUGUGGUGUUGUGUGAGACAUUCUAGCGGACGUUGUAACGAAGAAAUCAGGAAAUUUGGCAGUUGAAAAAGGGCACUUGUCAAUCGAUUAUUGCAUCAUUUUGCAGGAUCAGAUGGAGACACGCAAGAACGGACUGGAGAAAGCGCGAGAAAAGCUGGACCAGAAGAAGCAAAUGAGGAUAAAAAUAGCGGAGAGCAGGAGGAAGAUCGUAUUGAAUGUAAUGGAUGAGUCCAUGGAGCCCGGCCCGUCGCGCUAUGACCCAAACAUUGAUUUACCAUCCAUGGAGGUGUCUUUAGAAAAUGUAAGAUUUCUCUUUUGUCCUGAAUUUUAGGGAUUAAUCGCCAUGUGGUGUUGUGUGAGACAUCCUAGCGGACGUUGUAAAAAAGAAAUCUGGAAAUUUGACAAUAGAAAAAGGGCACUUGUCAAUCGAUUAUUGCAUCAUUUUGCAGGAUCAGAUGGAGACACGCAAGAACGGACUGGAGAAAGCGCGAGAAAAGCUGGACCAGAAGAGGCAAAUGAAGAUAAAAUUAGCGGAGAGCAGGAGGAAGAUCGUAUUGAAUGUAAUGGAUGAGUCCAUGGAGCCCGGCCCGUCGCGCUAUGACCCAAACAUUGAUUUACCAUCCAUGGAGGUCUCUUCAGAAAAUGUAAGAUUUCUCUUUUGUCCUGAGUUUUAGGGAUUAACCGCCAUGUGGUGUUGUGUGAGACAUCCUAGCGGACGUUAUGAAGAAGAAAUCUGGAAAUUUGACAAUAGCAAAAGGGCACUUGUCAAUCGAUUAUUGCAUCAUUUUGCAGGAACUGAUGGAGAAACGCGAAGAGAAGGCGUGAGCAAAGCUGGAUCAGAGGAAGCAGACGACGUUCAGAACAUUUCAAGGUAAGUUUGUGACGUUGUCUUUUUGAUUUUUUUGUUUUUCUAGGCCGUUGAGCUAAUAAUUUUCUCUGGUUAUACCUAAAAUAAUAUAAUUGAUAUUUCAGCCGGUCCAUGUUGAAGUAG